Molecule: messenger RNA, 636 nt
Organism: Cyanidioschyzon merolae strain 10D
Lineage: Eukaryota; Rhodophyta; Bangiophyceae; Cyanidiales; Cyanidiaceae
Exons: 1
Coding region: 1-636 (211 amino acids)
Source: RefSeq, a predicted model, not a curated record
AUGGCCACGGGUCCAGAGUUCGUGGUGAUUGGUCACCGAAACCCCAGUAUAUCUUCGGAAUCAACCUGGGAUGAAUAUUUCGAGGACGUGAGCAGCUCAAGACCAAGUUGGGCGUGGUCGGAACGUUCGCCUUCGCUCUCAACGGCUACGAGUGAAACGGGCACGCUAGCCGGUGCGAGCACCCCGCUGGCAGCGUCUCUGGCGCGCCGCUACGAGUGGCACCGACUGCUGCUUACAGCCGCGGAUGGAAGCGUUUUACUACAGCACAACUUUGAGAGCGAGUGGAUAAAAACGGUUUGUGAAUCGUACCAGACACUAUUCCGGUCGAGAGAGAGUGCUAUGCGCGCCGGCCUAGGGCUCGGCGCUCGCCACUACGACGUUCACUGUUGGUACCCGAUGACGAGCGACCGGCAGGAGCCGCGCAUUGCCCUUGUCUAUGGGCGGCGUGGCACUGCCAUUCAAGGGGAAGGGUUCGGUGUUGGGAAGCGCGAGGACGGCGUCGUGUUUUUGGUGGUAUUUAGGUUUCCGCUGCUAACUGCUGAGGGCGUCACUGCGCUGCGCACUUUCCUUCGACGAUUUCAUCCGAAUAUGCUUCAAAUGAACGAUACUGAUGCCGCUUCUGACUCAGUUGCCUGA